GGGCGUGAUAGACAAAUAUUGGGAAAACGAGGCAACCUCGUAUAUAGUCGCCACCACCAUUAGCCAUUAGGGUCACUCCCUUCAGUCCGACAUUGAAUAUCUCCAUUGUUAACUCACUCUCCCACUCAAUCAAUCUCUUCCUUAGGGUUAGGGUUAAGGGUUAAGGUUUGGGGCUAUAUUAGGGUUUCAACCAUUCCUCCUUGUAAUGCAUCAAAAACCCCUAAUUCUACCUUGCUAUCAACAAUGUACGACCCCAUGAACAUCUCCAACGAGAUCGUCCCCGCCGAAGACAACGACGGCUCCGGCGCCGCUGCGGAGUCCGUGCACAACAACCACCUUCGCCUCAUUCAUUACGAUUCGCAUACCCUUGAAGACGGUAGCGGCGGAGUCGAAGAUGUUUCCACCGACGCUGUGUAUGUUUCUGGUGAUGGAGGUCCUGACAUGUCUAUGCAGCACUGCGAUGAUUCUAGCAAGCUCACGCUUUCGUUUCGCGGCCAAGUUUAUGUCUUCGAUGUUACACCUGAUAAGGUUCAAGCGGUGUUAUUACUGUUGGGAGGAUGUGAAUUAUCUUCGGGUUCGCAAUGUGGGGAGAUGUCGCCCCUAAAUCAGAGGGGUGCCACUGAAUAUCCUGCAAGAUGUAGUCAACCUCAGCGAGCAGCCUCUUUGAGUAGGUUCCGUCAAAAAAGGAAAGAGCGAUGCUUUGACAAGAAAGUUAGAUAUAGUGUACGUCAAGAAGUUGCACUCAGGAUGCAUCGUAAUAAGGGUCAAUUUACGUCAUCUAAGAAACAAGAUGGAGCUAAUAGUUGGGGUUCAGAUCAAGAGUCGGUGCAGGAUACUGUUCCGUCAGAAACCUUAUGCACGCAUUGUGGCAUAAGUUCAAAAUCCACCCCAAUGAUGCGGAGGGGGCCAUGUGGUCCAAGGUCACUUUGCAAUGCUUGCGGACUUUUUUGGGCAACCAGGGGUACUAUGAGGGAUCUUUCCAAGAGAAACCAGGAACAUUCUCUUGCACAACCUGAGCAGGUUGAUGAGGGUAAUGACUUGGACUCUCGGACUGCUAUUAUCCCUGCACUUAACAAUCUUGUUAAUGAUAACACUGCUUUGGUAUCUGAUCGUUGAGAGUUAUAUGGUCAUAGAAAAUGCCAGUCAUUGACUGUGGCAAUAGUAGGUUUAUAGUAAUUCCAUUCAGUUUGACCUAUAGAAUGUACAGUUAUAGCAAAGCUCUCAUCAAUACAAGAGGUCUAUUUCUUUACUCUUGUAUUUAGUUACAUUAACUGUUUAUCUCUGAAUGUAUA
Gastrolobium bilobum is the source of this 1292-nucleotide messenger RNA. RefSeq names its product GATA transcription factor 25-like. NCBI's taxonomy places the organism in Eukaryota, Viridiplantae, Streptophyta, Magnoliopsida, Fabales, Fabaceae. Gene Ontology annotation, molecular function: zinc ion binding; protein binding; sequence-specific DNA binding. The transcript is spliced from 7 exons. The record is from RefSeq and is a predicted model, not a curated record. Gene Ontology annotation, biological process: regulation of DNA-templated transcription. The coding region runs from base 244 to 1116 and encodes 290 amino acids.